Wasmannia auropunctata (little fire ant) is the source of this 1978-nucleotide messenger RNA. It is a transcript of the gene mst, whose product is annotated as protein misato. The record is from RefSeq and is a predicted model, not a curated record. Gene Ontology annotation, cellular component: cytoplasm. Bases 340 to 1953 code for a protein of 537 amino acids. Gene Ontology annotation, biological process: mitochondrion distribution. Lineage: Eukaryota; Metazoa; Arthropoda; Insecta; Hymenoptera; Formicidae. The transcript has 6 exons.
AUUUUAUCCUUGUUCAAUUUGGUGAACAAAAAGGAUAAAAUGAUACACGGAGACACUCGAGUGAUGUUUUCGAACGCAGCCGCAGACUUUCUAGUAAUUUACUAAAACGGGAGCAAUUCAGCAAAAGCAUGCAUCGUGUGCCGUACUGUCGCUAGCUUUCAGAAGUCUUGGAGGAAGAUUUUGUAUCUCUUAUAACGUAAUCAAGAAGUUGAACAUUUAAUUCCCUUCAUCCAAGGGGUACUCCUAAAAAAAAGCUUUUAUACUUGCUGAUCGAGAAAGAGACAGAGAGAGGGAUAAUAUAUAUUGUUUUGUAAAGAACAAAAUAUAAAUUCGACAAAUAUGACAACACGAGAGAUCUUGACCAUUCAAUUGGGCCAUUAUUCGAAUUUUAUCGGCACGCAUUGGUGGAAUCUGCAGGAGUGUAACUUCACGUACGAUCCGAAAAAACCAUCCGAGAUAAAUCAUGAUGUACUAUACAAAGAAGGAGAAAACAUGCGAAAACAAGUUACGUUUACGCCAAGAUUACUGACAGCAGAUUUAAAGGGAGCGUUAGGCUACCUGAACGAACAAGGUUCUUUAUACGAUGCAGAAUCUUCAAAUGAUGAGCUGCUAUGGGAUAGCACAAAAUUGGAAAUUACGAAUGCCGAGCCUAGUCCUAGAUCACCUUUUGUUCAAAAUUUGAAUGAAUCUGAUAAAACCGUGGAUUCGGAAAUUUACAACUUCGAAAGCGACGUGAAGUCAUGGGUCGAUUAUCUUGUACCGCAAUUCCAUCCAAGAACAGUAACGGUUGUCAAACAGUACUCACACAAUUGUACGCAACGGCCAUUCAAUAUAUUUACGUAUGGCCGUGACUUAUGGCUUACGGAACAAUUCUCCGACAAUUUUGCGGACAGGAUACGAUUAUACGUAGAAGAGUGUGACUUAAUGCAAGGAAUUCAGGUGCUUAUGGAUUCUACGGAUGGCUUUGCUGGUCUUGGAGCGUCUUGCGUUCAGCACUUACGUGAUGAGUAUGGAAAGAGUAUCUUGGCAUUUCCAUGCCUGGACUUUAACGAUGCUGAGCCCAGUGCGUCGGACUUGGUUAAAGUUGUCAAUACAGCAUUAUGCUGGCAGCAUAUCGGAGAGAAUUCGUCGCUUUUUAGUCCGCUUUCCUGCGGUCAAGUCGGUUGGCCAUUCGCGGCCGAUUCACGUAAAUUCGAGAACAUAACGUACAGUCCAGAGCUGAGGUAUCACAGCAGCGCGAUAUUAGCGACUGCUUUAGACACAUUGAGCUUAAGAUACAGAACUAAGAAGUAUCCGGGCGCCAGCUUGUCCGAUUUGUGUGCCGAUCUGAACAAGCUGGGCCGCAAAGCCGCGGCAACCAGUCUGAGCCUGCCGUUUCCCAUGAAGAUGAAGAUGGAUUUGAUAGACGUGCUGGACGAAUUCGAAGGGUCUCUGUGGACGAGCUUGACACCGAGCUGCGACAUAUCGAUGGAUAAUAAUAUGCAGAGUAUAGCGUUACGGGGAAUUCCCGAGGACCGGAUAAAGCGACCCGUUCACGAAGCUAGCAAACAAAUGUCCAAACCGGCGUACAGAUGCUCCAGCGUACACGAAAUGAUGACGAUGUAUCUAGCGUGUACGUGUCACGCGUCGGCUACGUAUUUAUCCAACAUUGAGGCACCGCUGAAAAUCACUUUACCGUAUCCAAAGAUUUUCAAUAAUAAUGUAACCAAGGAUGGAAAUAUCGCCGGCUGGCCCGUAGGAACCGAUGUAAACUCGGUUGCGGUAAUGGCUGGAAUGCACAGUGGCAGUUAUGUCGCAACGAUGUACGAAUCUCUACUUAAGCAAACCAAAAGGAUAAGAAGUAUCAAAAAAUUUCAUGCCUUUACGGAUUCCGGACUCGAGGAAGACGAAUUUACGGAAUGUAUUCAUAAUUUAGUUGAUUGUAAAGAGGCGUAUGAAGAUUAUUACAUCUAAGGAAUUAUUAAAUUUAUGAAUGGGA